GACCCCUCCGGGGCCGCCGUAGUGCGUCGCCGCCGUCGCCAUGGAAACCCCGACCCCGCCGGAAGUACUUGUUCCAGCCCUUCAGUGCGGGGAGACUCGUUUCCCGCCGGCGGGAGCUGUAUUUAUCGUGGCGGCGGCUGCUGCAGCGUCAGAGACGGAAGUUGGGGAUUGUCGAACUCCAUCGCUAUGGCGGACCAGCUCUACCUGGAGAACAUCGACGAAUUCGUCACGGACCAGAACAAGAUAGUGACCUACAAAUGGCUCAGCUACACACUAGGGGUCCAUGUUAACCAGGCCAAACAGAUGCUAUAUGAUUAUGUUGAAAGGAAGAGAAAGGAAAAUUCAGGAGCCCAGCUAAAUGUCACCUACUUGGUGUCGGGGAAUCUCGUUCAGAAUGGAAACUCUUGCCACAAGGUUGCAGUAGUGAGAGAAGAUAAGCUGGAGGCCGUGAAGUCCAGGCUGGCUGUGACUGCCAGCAUCCAUGUGUACAGUGUCCAGAAAGCAAUGCUCAAGGACAGUGGGCCUCUGUUCAACACCGACUAUGACAUCCUCAAAACCAACCUGCAGAGCUGCAGCAAGUUUAGUGCUAUUCAAUGUGCAGCUGCUAUCCCCAGAGCCCCUGAUGAAAUUUCCCUUUCAGAGAAAUUUGGACAGGCUGAUCAUCAGACAUCAAAUGAGGGCCUACCCACUGGUGGGCCUACCACCAAUGGCCAUGUUCCGCCUGCUACCAAACAGACAUCACAGCAUCCCAAAGGAAUUAUGGGAAUGUUUGCCUCCAAACUGGCUUCAAAAUCCCAAGACACUAACAAGGAAACUAAAAAAGAGUCAAAAGAGGCAACAAACAUGUCUUCAGCAAGCAGCAAACCACCAGGGAAAGGGAAUGUGAUGAGCAAUUUUUUUGGGAAAGCUGCUAUGAAUAAACUUAAAGUCAAUUUGGACUCAGAACAAGCAGUAAAGGAAGAAAAAACAUUGGAACAACCUCCAAUUUCUGUCGCUGAACCAAAGCUGGCAUGCACUGGAGGCCUGAAGAAACCCUACAAGAAAGUAGAGCCUGUUAAAAUGCAGCAAAAGGAUAAAAAAAGUAAGGGAAAGCGGACUGACCUCUCGGAUGAUGAAGUAAAAGAAACUGAAAACCUGAAGAAAAAGAGGAGAAGAAUUAAGCUUCCUGAAUCAGACAGUAGUGAAGAUGAAGUCCUGCCAGAUUCUCCAGAGGCUUAUGAAGCUGAGUCACCACCUUCAGGCCCUCCUCAGUCUCCCCUUCCUGAGCUAGCCCCAAAGACUGAGCCAGAGCCUCCUUCCAUCAAGGCCUCAAGUGGAGAAAAGAAGAGAAAACGGAAGAGAGUUUUGAAGACUAGAACCUUUGAGGAUGAAGAAGGAUGCAUGGUGACAGAAAAGACUUAUGAAAGUGAAUCCUGCACAGACAGCGAAGAGGAGUUUAAAGUGAAGACAACAUUCUUACAGAGACCCUCCUCGGUGGCUGUGAAGAAGGAUCCCAAGGAGGAACGAAAGGGCCUCAAGAAGGGGGCAGCUGCCCCUGGCAAAGCCAACAGACAGGUGUCCAUUACAGGCUUCUUCCAGAAGAAAUAAACAGCCUCUUCCUACAGAGGCUGGCUGCUGGAGCAGGCCCUCCCAUCCCAUGUGUUCAGAUGGGCAUCCACUCUCUUGCUUGCUUACUGUGUAAGUGAGUACAUCUUGCUCCUCACCUCAGACUUAAAGGGGCAUCUCCUAGAAGGAAAGCACAAGGGCACAUUUCAAAAGCUGCUUUUCUUCUGAUUCUUCUUAUUCUAUUUAAAGCACAGCCUUUCUUCAGUCUGUAGUAGACAGGCAAUAGACUUGUUCAAGAAGUCCUUGAAUGGCUAGUGUAUCCUGGCCCACCUACCCCUGUCCCUGCUUCAUUUGUGUUCCUCUUAAUACCUGCCUUUGUAUUCUGCCUGUUUGUUUGGAGCAGCCCCUUGAACUUCAGUGGAUGAAUUCUCUCUCCUUCCUAAGCCCUCUCCUCCUCCACUGCCCUCCUCAACCCCUGUCCCCCAAAAGAAAAAGAAACAAGCCGUUUUCUUGCUGCCUUUAAAUCUUGAUUGGGCUUACUAAGCCUUAUAACAAAAACCUCCCUAUCAUUUUCUUUUCCUCCAUUAUAAAAGUAUCCUGCCACCUGGCCCAGACUUGUGUUGGGUCUCCUUCACAAAAGCCCUCUACAUCUUUGUCCCCAGUUCUUGUCUUGGGAAGGGCUCCAGGCUGAGAGCCCGAAAAUAUUUUAUGAUUGUAUUCAGCUUGGCAAAAAGGUAGUUAAAGUUAACACAGAAGAUAUUAGAUGAGUUGUCAUGCUACUGACACAGUGAGUAUGUUCUGUUGUGUUGGGUGGCUUCCUCCCCACCCCCCAAUCCUCUCUGAGCACCCAGAAAUUGAAGCCCAGCUAAGGAGGAGCCUUCUUGUGAAUCACAGGCAGGGAGGAUGAAAAAUCUUUGUUCUUCUGAAGGAAAUGCAACCUCAGUACAACUCUCUGGGGAACUACCCUGGACUGGGAAAGGUUUUAAGCCCAGAAACACAGAUGUUGUUCUUCUGGACCUUUAUUCAGCACCACUGUGUAUUUGCCCAGGAAAUUAGGGUACACAAGGAGAUAGCUGAAAGGAAAAGGUACAUACACAGUUCAAAAAAGCAAGGGAAAUUUUUUAACUUGUUCUUUUGAGGGGAAAAUCCCUUAAAACAAUCAAUAAAUCAUUUAUUGUAAUUGUAUCUUUUUUAAAAGUGAUUUCUCUUAAGGUUAAAUAGAAUGAUCUGAAAUGGACUCACCCAAGCAUGGCAAUCACUAACAAUCAGCGUUAGUGAGACAUAUACACGGUGCUAGUAGGUCAGUCUUCCCCAUCUUGAAUAACAGACCAAGGACUGGAGACGUCUGACUUGCUGCUUACAUUCUGAAAGAGGAUCGUUAAGGUGGCUGAGGUAGUAGGCAGUGUAAUCAGCUGUCUGCUAUUUAAGGUUAGGGUUAUGACUGACCCCAGGCUUCAUAAUGAGCUUCAUUAAUAACCAUCACCCAGGGCUUUCCAGCCAAAGUAGCCUCUAGGGGCUCUAUUAAGACCAGAAGUUCUCAGGGUGAAUUUUGGCUUUAUGUAUAAGGACAUUAGUAUAUUAUGGCCUGUGCAGCAAGCUGAGUAAGGGUUGGCUUAUCCCAUAACUGUUUCUUAAUGGGAAUGGGGCCUUUGUUCAGAAAGGAUGGGAAACCUGGACUCUUGAGCAAGCCUUUACAAAGAAUGUUACCUCUGAAGAGAGAAGCCUGUUGAAAUGUUUAUUUUUAUUAUUAGUGCUGAAAGUUUAUUCUAAACAGUAACAUUGAAUUAAGACCAGUAAUAGCCAUCUAAGCAUCACUGAAAAAGCUGAUCCCUGAAUUAGAGAAACUAUUAGUUGCUCUGUCUUGUAGGGAUAACACAAAUCCUGUGAUCUGUGUUACAUAUUCGAAAAGCUCCCUAAAUAUUGAGCUGUCUGCAAAGCUUUCCCUUGUAAAAACAGCUUAGCAAGUAAUCUUAGAAUGUUGGGGUUUUUUUCAAGGUAAUAUGUACCAUGUUAUUCAUAGUUUGAUAAAUCUGAGAGGUUGUUUUUUAAAAAAUGAUUUAAACUGA
Messenger RNA from Monodelphis domestica (gray short-tailed opossum), 3611 nucleotides. RefSeq names its product DNA polymerase delta 3, accessory subunit (gene POLD3). Lineage: Eukaryota; Metazoa; Chordata; Mammalia; Didelphimorphia; Didelphidae. Gene Ontology annotation, molecular function: DNA-directed DNA polymerase activity. The record is from RefSeq and is a predicted model, not a curated record. Gene Ontology annotation, cellular component: delta DNA polymerase complex; nucleus. Gene Ontology annotation, biological process: DNA synthesis involved in UV-damage excision repair; DNA strand elongation involved in DNA replication; nucleotide-excision repair, DNA gap filling.